Messenger RNA from Nestor notabilis (Kea), 233 nucleotides. Its product is annotated as homeobox protein Hox-A11. The annotation marks the transcript as partial. Gene Ontology annotation, biological process: anatomical structure development; regulation of transcription by RNA polymerase II. Gene Ontology annotation, molecular function: RNA polymerase II cis-regulatory region sequence-specific DNA binding; DNA-binding transcription factor activity, RNA polymerase II-specific. The record is from RefSeq and is a predicted model, not a curated record. The transcript has a single exon. NCBI's taxonomy places the organism in Eukaryota, Metazoa, Chordata, Aves, Psittaciformes, Psittacidae. Gene Ontology annotation, cellular component: nucleus.
GUGGACAACGUACCCGUAAAAAGAGAUGCCCAUACACCAAAUAUCAAAUUAGGGAGUUAGAAAGGGAAUUCUUCUUCAGCGUCUACAUAAACAAAGAGAAACGCCUCCAGCUCUCCCGAAUGCUCAAUCUGACCGACCGCCAAGUGAAAAUAUGGUUUCAGAACAGAAGAAUGAAAGAAAAAAAAAUUAACAGGGACCGAUUACAAUAUUACUCAGCUAAUCCACUACUUUAA